Messenger RNA from Pogona vitticeps (central bearded dragon), 2350 nucleotides. The record is from RefSeq and is a predicted model, not a curated record. Lineage: Eukaryota; Metazoa; Chordata; Lepidosauria; Squamata; Agamidae.
AUAUUCAAACCAGUAAUACCGGUAGUGUUAUGAAUCAGUGCCAUAGUAACAACAUAUCCAGAAAAUGUCCAAACAUGUAGAUAAAAAAUGUGUUGCAUGGGAUAUGUCCGUUUGACACCAGUAAAGGUCUAAAAGGAGACAGUCUUCAACCUAACAUGAUGCCAUGACAUUGCUCAGAGUCCAACCAUUGUUUUAACUUGAGAAGGUUCCUAAACAGAUUACAAAUGGUGUGGAUUUUUAUCAUGAACCGGAUGAACCCACAGAGCAGUUCUCCCAGUCAGCGUAGACGAAUGGCUCUUGGAAUUGUCAUUCUUCUCCUGGUUGAUGUCAUAUGGGUUGCCUCUUCUGAACUCACAUCGUAUGUUUUUACUACGUAUAAUAAACCGUUCUUCAGUACAUUUGCAAAAACAUCCAUGUUUGUUCUUUACCUCUUGGGAUUUAUUGUCUGGAAACCAUGGAGGCAACAGUGCACGCGUGGGUUUCGUGGCAAGCACACAGCUUUUUUUGCAGAUGCUGAAGGUUAUUUUGCUGCUUGUACAACUGACAACACUGUGAACAGUUCUUUGAGUGAACCUUUGUAUGUUCCUGUAAAGUUUCAUGACUUGCCAAAUGAAAAAAGUAGCAGCACUAACAGUGAUAAUGAAAAAGCUCCCAAAAAGCCUCGUGUGAGGUUCAGUAAUAUUAUGGAGAUUCGACAACUCCCAUCAAGUCAUGCAUUGGAAGCAAAGCUGUCUCGAAUGUCUUAUCCACCAGUUAAGGAACAGGACUCAAUAUUAAAAGCUGUAGGGAAGCUUACCGCGUCUCAAGUAGCCAAAAUCAGCUUUUUCUUUUGCUUUGUGUGGUUCUUGGCAAACUUCUCUUAUCAAGAAGCGCUUUCAGACACCCAAGUGGCCAUAGUUAAUAUUCUAUCUUCAACCUCUGGAUUAUUUACCUUAAUCCUAGCUGCGGUUUUUCCAAGUAACAGUGGAGACAGAUUUACCCUUUCAAAAUUGUUAGCUGUCAUUUUAAGCAUUGGAGGUGUUGUCCUUGUGAAUCUAUCUGGGUCUCAGAAAUCUGCUGGAAGAAAUACAAUAGGGUCCCUGUGGUCUCUUGUGGGAGCUAUGCUGUACGCAAUCUACAUAGUUAUGAUAAAACGACAAAUAGACAGAGAAGACAAGCUUGAUAUACCCAUGUUUUUUGGCUUUGUUGGUUUGUUUAAUUUGCUGCUGCUUUGGCCAGGUUUCUUCCUACUACAUUAUACUGGAUUUGAGGCCUUUGAAUUUCCUAGUAAAUUAGUUCUUAUGUGCAUUGUCAUAAAUGGCCUUGUUGGAACUGUUCUCUCUGAAUUCCUCUGGUUGUGGGGCUGCUUUCUUACCUCUUCAUUGAUAGGCACACUUGCUUUGAGCCUUACAAUUCCUCUGUCCAUAAUAGCUGACAUGUGCAUGCAAAAGGUCCAGUUUUCAUGGUUAUUUUUUGCAGGGGCAAUCCCUGUAUUUUUUUCAUUUUUCAUUGUAACUCUUCUAUGUCACUAUAACAACUGGGAUCCAGUAAUGGUGGGAAUUAGAAGAAUUUUUGUGUUCAUUUGCAGAAGACACCGUAUUCAGAGAACCUCUGAGGAAAAUGAGCAAUGUGAAAGUCUAAUUGCAAUGCACAGUGUUUCUCAAGAAGAUGGAGGAGGUGGUUGUUCGUAGACAACAGGUCCUUAUAUAAUGGAUGACAUGGAAUGAUAAUUCAGCGAAGGGACAAUCUCCUGGCAAAUCCUCAUGGAAUCAUGUUUCAGUGCCUCUUCUGAAGCUAUAAAUGUUUCAGUUCUUUUGAAACUUAAAAAUACACUGUCACUUUCUCAAUUUCCAAUCUUGAAUCAGUUUUAUUACAGAGCUACUUUACUGCAGGAAAUUCCAGCCUUUUUUUACAAGACCAGUCUGCCUUAUAGAACUCAGCUGGUGAAAUUACUUGACACACUUGAGGAACUGAAUGCUGUUCUAGUGACUUUUUUUCAAGCUUUCAAUAUUGGUGUUAAAUGCUGGAUAAAAUUUUUACAAAUACUGUUCAAAUUCUGUAAAAAGUCUGUGGAUCGUAAUUUUGUACAAACUUUCAAAUGACAUUCUAAAAUACUCCAGUUGCCUGUAAUAGGUACAGAUUUCCAUUUUAUGAUGUGUAAGCUGUACUUGAAUAGGAACAAAACAAAAGAAAAAAUAUUUUAAUUUAUUAAAAUAACUUCAUUACCGCAGGAGCUGGUGUGGCUCCCCAACACUACAUAAACACUCUUCAUUGUAGGAGUUUGGGUGCCUUGUGUUUGAAAUACCUAUUCUCUCCUAAUAAAUUCAACAUUUUAAAGAACUGUUCAUGUAAAAGAUCAAUAACAUUGAAA